Condylostylus longicornis is the source of this 4887-nucleotide messenger RNA. RefSeq lists its product as uncharacterized. Bases 1 to 4641 code for a protein of 1546 amino acids. Lineage: Eukaryota; Metazoa; Arthropoda; Insecta; Diptera; Dolichopodidae. The transcript has 7 exons. The record is from RefSeq and is a predicted model, not a curated record.
AUGGAAGACGAACUUGUGCAACGACAAGGGCACUAUGACCGAAAAGAUCAACAAAGCCAAGAAUCAGUUAAUUCACAUCCAAAAGAUUUAAAAUCAACAACCGGUGAUUUUGGAACAUUAGAUACAAGUGAAUUAUCAACUGAUGAAAGUCAUUUAACAAAAACAUCAACAGCAAAAAGUUCUAAUGAUUUCUCAUCAACAGAUAAAAUUGAUAUUUCUGAUUUACCAUUACCAGCAUUACCACCAAAGAAACGACGUAGUAAAUCAAGAAGUUAUAGAGACGCAAAUUUUACACAUUCACAAUCAACAAAAGGUCAACCACAACAGCAACAAAUACAACAUAGUUCAAGGCAUAGUUCAUUUGAAAAUCUAUUAGAUCCCAAAGCUCAAUUUAUAGCUAAAAGACGUGAAAGUUUAGAAAUAUCAGCAAGAAAUUUCAAUGAGAAAUUAGAAGCACGAAAAAUGCACUUUCACAAUAUGGGACAUAUGAGGCAUUCAUCAGCUACAGCAAAUUCCUCGAAACCAACUUAUCUAUUUGGUGAAAAAUGUUAUACGACAACGAAUCCAAAUCAUUUAACAACAAAUCCAAAAAAAUCUAAUAUUAUUGGUAGUGUUGUUAGUGAUGAAAUCUAUUUAAAUAAAUCCGGUUGGGUACAAGUUAAUUCGAAACGUUUAGAGGAAGAAAAUUAUUAUAGUCAUCAAAAUGGUAUUGGUUCCUCAAAUACAAUACCACAUUUUAAAAAUACUGUUCGUGUUAUACAAAUUGAUAAUGCAACACGAGAUAAACAACCUGUUUAUUCAGUACCAAAAAUUGCCGGGAGUAAAAUUGAAGAAUUAAUAUCAAGAAGUGAAGCAAGACGUAAUAAUACACAACUUCAACGUACCGGAUAUUUAAAAUCAGGUUGUAAAAUUGUUGAUUCACAAUUAGCUACGAUAUUAAAUGAACGUCCAGGUUUUCUUCCAGUUAAAACAUUUAUGGAAACAGAAUCGCCACCACCUGUUACACCAAUACUAUCACCACCGCCUGCUUUUCAGGAUACAAAAUCAAAAUAUCGUAAUGAGAAACAAAAUCAAAUUAAAGCACAAAUUAAUUCUAGUUUAUCUAAGCAAAUUUAUCAUCCAUCACAAAUAACUGUUCAUCAUCAGCCAUUAAGAACAAAUGGUAAUAGCACAAGUGGUAGUAAAGGUAUGGUAUUUUCAAGAAGUUUUGAGUAUGAAACAAGAAAACCAACAUCGGAUUACGCAGAAGUUUUUUCAAAAAGUUUUGAUAGUAAUUUAUCGGAUACAAAACCUUCAGGCAUUAUUGGUGCAAUUCAUAGGGACCGUUCACCUAAUUUUAGUACAUUAACUGGUAAUUCACCUAAUUAUUUAACCAAAAAAGAAAGUUCUCAGUCAAAUAUAAGCAAUCAACAAAGUCGUGAUAAUUCCCCAAAAUAUCAACAAAUUGGUUAUAUAAAUCCAAUAGCACAAUCAAAAACUUUAGUUGUAUCACAUACCAAAGAAUUACCGCCAUACAACAGUAGUAAUAUUAUACCUAGAAAAAUAGAAAAACCAAAAACUUAUAGCUUUGAUCGUAAUGGAAGAUCAAGACGCGCACAAUUUACACGUUACAAUCAGACUGCCACAAUGCCUGUGUCAAGAUUUCGUAGCUUUGAUCAAAAUAUUAAUGCUAGAUUAAAUUCCUGUGAUAGUGGAGCUAGAUCAGAUCUUUCUAAUGAUGAGCUUGAUAAUGAAGAAGACAAUUCAUCAGAAUUUUUAACAGCAGCCUAUCAAUCUCAGUCAAAUUUUAGACAACAAAAGCAACGUUCUUUAACACCAGACAAAUAUGAUUCGCAAGGAUCACAAUGUAGUCUACGAAAACAGAGAUCCUUAACACCAGAAAAUCGUUCUUUAACACCAGAGGAACGACGAAAGAAAGGAUCUCAAGCAUCUCUAAGCUCAAGACAAAAUUCUAGUUCUAGAAGCAAUACUUUAGAGCGUAAGGGAAAAUAUGAUGACAAAUCUUUGAGUGCAUCACGAAGCUCAUCAACCAGUUCUAGUUAUAGCGGUGGUGAUCAUAAUGAAUUGCUUCCAACACACCGUCGUUCAACAAUACGAAAUGCAAAAGCGCCAGAAGAAUAUCGAAUUAGACGAUCUAGGUCACUGCAAUUGACAGAACGUUCACCAAAUCGUCAAAUUCAACGUAAUGGCAAUCAUCAGUCAAUUAAUAUAAUACGACCAUCACAGCAAAUUCGUAACGCAAAUUUCCCGCCAACUAUUAGACCAAGCCAAAUAAUAUCAGAUCCAAUGAAUACAAACGCAACAAUCAUUAGUAUUAAUAGUCGAACAAAUUCAGCAACAAUUCGUAAUCCAAAUGAUAAUAUUGAUAAAAGUCGAUCAUUUGAUUUUGAUUAUAAUGUUGGAAGUGUUGGAAAUAGUGGCGGUGUUAUUGUUAGUAGUAGUGUUAACAGCAUUAAUCAGCAUAUUACUGGUGGACGUUUAGAUUUUGAUAAAAGCCGUUCAUUUGAUGAAGAUUACAGGGAACAAAGUAAUAAUCUAGUUAAAUCAUAUUUAACAAGUGAAACAAUAUCUGGUGGCGGAAGCACCGGUGUUUUAGGAAAUUUAUUAAAAAGUGGUAAUCGUAGUGCUGGUGGCAGUGGUAGUAGCAGCAGUUGUGGUGGCGGUGGUCUCGGUGGUACCGGUGGUGGUGGUGGUAGUGGUGGUAGCGGUAGUCAACAACAAUUACAUCAACAAACAAGUCCACAAAAUUAUGGUACUAGAUUGUGUGAUCAUGAAAUGACAUAUGAUAUGUUAAGGCGAACAUUAGAUCGAUCACCUAUUAUGGAUUUUAGUGGACGUGUUAGUGGUAGUAAUAUUGUUGGUGGCCCAGAUUAUGAUAUACCACAAUCAAUGAUUAAUCGUGAAACAAUUAAUGCUGGUGGUAAUAGUGAAUUAAAUUUUACAAGUGAUCGAAUUUAUGAUCAUGGAAUGAAUUUAACAAAAACAUCAAAACGUUUAAAUCAUUCACCAAGUGAUUCACUAUAUUCAAUAGAUCGUUUACAUGCAUCACGUGAUAGUAUAACACCAGAUUCAACAGAAGAUCGUUUACGUUCUGAAUAUGGCAGUAUUAUAUAUAGACAACAAUCACAACGUUUAAGUGGUCAAGAUCGUAGUAAUAGCGCUGGUGGAAAUCUAAUAAGCGGUAGUAGUGGAUUAUCUGGUAAUACGACAGCUUUAACAUCAAGAGGAAGUUACAACAUUAGCAACAAUAUCAACAACACCAAUAAUACCACCACCAAUACAAAUAAUAUUAAAACCUUAUGUGAAUUUUAUCCAAAUUGUGGCUCUAUUAAUAACAGUGGUAGCUUAAAAUUACGUUCAAAAAUACCAAAUAUUAAACAUACACGUUCGAAAUCCAAUAAAUAUUUACAUCGAAAUUUAUCACAACGAAAAAAUAAUUUAUAUAAUGAUAAUAUAAAUAAUAACAAUAAUAAUAAUAAUAGCAAUAUUAAUAAUAAUAAUAUUAAUUAUAAUAGAAAUAAUCGUCGGAUUCAUGUAUCAUCAUCAGUUAAUGAUCUUUUACAAAUAAAUAGUGAUGAUGAACAAUUAUAUAUGAAUAUUAAUAAAAAAAUGAAUGCACGUUUAAAAAAAUCAUCAGUAUCAUCAAUACCAAUUAUACAACAAUAUCAACAACAACAACAUAAUUCUAGUAAUAAUGAACAUUAUAAUAGUAUUGGUGAUUUUAAUAAUAAACAAAAACAAAUAUAUCAUGAUUUAAAAAAUCGUAUUAAUACAAAUAUAUCAUUACAUAUAACUGAAGAUAUUAUAAAUAAUCAAAAACAACAAAAAUCACCAAUUGUUCUUAAUAAAAAUAUUAAUAAUGGUAAUAAUAAAAUUAAACCUAGUCCAAAAUUAAAUAAAAAAAAUAUGCCAACAACAAUGAUAAUUGAUGAAAAUCAACAAACACAACAACUAAAACAACAAAAUAAGAAAUUAUCACCAAAAAAUAAUUUAAUAGGAUCAAUUAAAAUAAAACCAUCAAUUAAUUAUAAUAUUGGUGGUAUUAAUAAUAAUACUAAUAAUAUUAUUAAUAAUAAUAAUAAUAAUAAUUAUAACAAUAAUAAUCAUAUAAUACAACCAAAAUGUAAUUCAACUGGAAAUUCACCAAAAUAUUUUAAAACUGAUUAUAAAUUAUCACCAACAACAUUAGCAUCAACAAUAAUAUUUUUUGGUGAUCGUGAAAUGCCAGUUACACGUGAUUCAACACCAAUUAGUAGUAUAACAUCAUCACCAACAGCUAUACCAACACAACAACAACAACAUUUUUAUAAUACAAGUGGAAUAAAUAAUUCAAAUUAUAAUAAUAAAAUUAAUAAUAGUGGCAGUAGUGGCGUUGGUUGUAGCAGUGGAAUAAGCGGUUGUAAUACAAGCAGUGGUUUUAAUAUUGGUGGUGGUAUUACAACAACUGGUAUUGGAAAUAAUCGUAAUAAUCCUAUUGAAUAUGAAAGUGGUGCUAAAAGUUUAGAAUAUUCUGGAUAUUGUGGAAAAUCUAUGAGGUUUUCCGGUGAACGACCAAAAACUAAAUUAUUGGACAGUAAUAUACAUCAGUUUGGUAAAAAACGAAGUAUAUCCUUGCCGAAUAUAUUUCUUGAAACAAAGUAAGUCUUUUUAAACACUUUUAAUUGUAAUUAAUGUGAUAUUUUUUGGAUGAAAAAAUUACAGCAUAAAAAUAAUAACCAUUAAGCAAACCCAAUUUUUCAAAAGAUCCAGAUAAAAAUCAAAAUGAAUCUAAAGUUUUUAGUUAACUAAGGUAAAAUAAUUUAAAUUUUAACUCAAAUUUUAACAAUUUCAAAAUAAAAAUUUAAAAAAUUUUAUUUAUGAUCAAAAAAUAUUGUUAGUUAUAAAACA